Messenger RNA from Onychostoma macrolepis, 3172 nucleotides. RefSeq names its product phosphoenolpyruvate carboxykinase 2 (mitochondrial) (gene pck2). The record is from RefSeq and is a predicted model, not a curated record. The coding region runs from base 668 to 2578 and encodes 636 amino acids. Gene Ontology annotation, molecular function: GTP binding; phosphoenolpyruvate carboxykinase (GTP) activity; manganese ion binding. The transcript has 10 exons. Gene Ontology annotation, cellular component: mitochondrion; cytosol. Lineage: Eukaryota; Metazoa; Chordata; Actinopteri; Cypriniformes; Cyprinidae. Gene Ontology annotation, biological process: cellular response to dexamethasone stimulus; gluconeogenesis; cellular response to glucose stimulus.
UGCUGAAAGGCAACGACGCUCACGUGACCUCAGAGCUCGCUAAAGAAGCUUUAAAAAUAAGAUUCACUUCUACACAACUGUGCUCUGCAGCCGGCGUCGAGCAGGAAAGCGGGACGGAGCACAGCGAGUCCUCUCGGAUACAGGACCCGAAGCGCUUGAGUCAGCCGGCGGACCGCGAACUGAUCUGAAUCCUCGUGAUUCUCUGUGUUUGAUUGACUUCAAUGACUCAGGAGCGUCAAUCUAGAGCCUUUUGACUGAAAUGCAACAGCUAGUUUUCCCACUUUGUCGUGUUUUAUUGGAAGCGCACGCAUAUAAUAGGAAAAUAUUGAACUUUUAAAAUAUGUUGUUCAUCGACUAGGAAGUUUAUCAGUAUAAAGCUUUAUUUAUUAUCGAAACACCUCAGGCUGGUUCGCAGGGAGAAGAGCGUCGUUAUUAGUGCAGGAUCUGAGCUGAGGGUGGGAUCAGCUGAUGAUAAGUUACACGUGUUACAGUGCAAGGGUCUUACUUUACUCUAGUCUACCUCAAGAGCUGGACUAUCAUACUCAUCAGUCUGAUAUGAGAGGUGCACAGGACUGAAGAGGAACAAGCCACCCCUCUCAUAUUGCUUUAUUUUUAUUUUUAGUCAUAAUUUCGGUUGUUUACUCCACCAUUUUCAAUUGCACCAAAGAUGUCCUGCCUGUUGCUUGGAGUACUUAGGAGGCGAAAUGCCAUCAGUACAGCUUCAGUGGGUGUGCGGUCCCUCGCCUCCAUCCCCUCUCUGCCCCCGUCAGUGGCGGAGUUUGUGUCGGGCGCAGUGGCUGAAUGUAAACCUGCUAAAGUGCACGUGGUCACAGGCACUCCAGAGGAGACGGCAGACAUCCUGGCCAACCUGGAGAAAGAGGGCAUGGUGAAGAAACUCGCCAAAUAUGAAAACUGCUGGUUGGCACGUACUGACCCUAAAGAUGUGGCUCGCGUCGAGAGUAAAACUGUGAUUGUCACUAAGGACCAAAGAGACACUAUUCCCAUUCCCACCGGAGGGGCCAAGUCCCAGCUGGGCAGCUGGAUGAGUGAGCAAGACUUUCAGAAAGCCAGACAGGACCGCUUUCCUGGCUGCAUGGCAGGACGCACUAUGUAUGUGAUCCCCUUCAGUAUGGGCCCUGUGAACUCUUCUCUUGCUAAGUUUGGUGUUCAGGUGACAGAUUCUCCAUAUGUGGUGGCCAGCAUGGGCAUCAUGACACGCAUGGGGACACCUGUGCUGGAGAAACUAGCCGAGGGUGCUGAGUUUGUGCGCUGCCAGCACUCUUUGGGCCGACCUUUACCACUCAAAGCUCCUCUAGUAAACAGCUGGCCUUGUAACCCGGACAAGGUGUUGAUCUCACAUCUUCCUGACACCAGACAGAUCCUGUCCUUCGGCAGCGGUUAUGGUGGAAACUCGCUCCUUGGAAAGAAAUGUUUUGCUCUUCGUAUUGCCUCACGUAUUGCGAAAGACGAAGGCUGGUUGGCUGAACACAUGCUGAUUCUGGGAAUCACAAAUCCUCAGGGUGUAAAACGGUACAUUGCAGCAGCGUUCCCGAGUGCUUGUGGGAAAACUAACCUGGCCAUGAUGAAACCAUCGCUGCCAGGCUGGAAGGUCGAGUGUGUGGGCGAUGACAUUGCCUGGAUGAAAUUUGACAGUCAGGGUAAACUCAGAGCCAUUAAUCCAGAGAAUGGUUUCUUUGGAGUUGCCCCCGGGACGUCCCUGAAGACAAACCCUCAUGCCAUGACAACCAUCUCCAGGAACACAGUGUUCACUAAUGUGGGCGAGACCAGCGAUGGGGGAGUUUGGUGGGAGGGUCUAGAACCACCUGCACCUGGGAUCAAACUCACAGACUGGCAUGGAAAAUCCUGGAAGUAUGGUGAUUCUACACUGUGUGCUCACCCGAACUCCAGGUUUUGUGCCCCAGCUGGUCAGUGCCCCAUCAUAGACCCACUCUGGGAAAGUGAUGAGGGCGUCCCCAUUGAUGCCAUUGUAUUUGGUGGAAGAAGACCAGAAGGUGUGCCUUUGGUGUACGAGUCAUUUAACUGGCGUCACGGUGUGUUUGUGGGUGCAGCCAUGAGAUCUGAAUCCACAGCUGCUGCUGAACAUAAAGGUAAAGUAAUCAUGCAUGACCCCUUCGCCAUGCGUCCUUUCUUCGGUUACAACUUCGGUGACUACCUGGCCCACUGGUUGAGUAUGGAGACGCGCAAGGGCCAGACCCAACUCCCCAAGAUCUUCCACGUCAACUGGUUCCGGAAAGAUCAGAAGACCGGCUCUUUCUUGUGGCCAGGGUUUGGAGAGAACGCCCGCGUCCUCGAGUGGAUCUUCAAACGAUGUGGCCGUACCAGUGAAGACGAGGCUGCCACCAAAAGUAUUGUGGGAUGGAUUCCACAAAACGGUGCCAUAAACACAGAAGGCCUGGGUGGGAAUAUCGAUAUGGGUGCCCUCUUUAACCUGCCCAAACCCUUCUGGCAGAAGGAAACACAGGAGCUUCGGACCUACUUCACCCAGCAGGUUGGAGCUGAUCUACCUGCACAAGUGGAAGGAGAGCUGAGGGCGCUGGAGGAGAGAGUGAGGGAUUGAACAGACGCUACAUUACAUUGAUGUUGAGCAGAUGUGAAGAGUAGGAUGGGUUGAGGUGGUGGUAACUGUUUUAAUGUGACUGUUGCACUGCAGUAGAUGCUGCACCUGAGAAACACAAAACCAAAAAGUUCACUAGAUGCCAUCAGUGGUAUCAAUACCCAGGUGCCUUAUUUUAUCUUACAAUAGAAGCUAAAAACUCUAUUUAAUGUUUACAAACUAUGUCUCAAAAUGCCUUUUAGAUUAUUUUACCGUUUAAACAAGACCACAUUAUGAAUUGAAACCACAGCAUCUUCAAUAUAUAUAGUUUAUGAGUACACUACCUAAUAUCUGUUUAUUUUGAGCAAAUAUAUUAGACAUGUCUUUAAGGAGAGCACCAAUACCAUCAUUUUUUUUAUCGUCAUUUUACUGGUUACCUAAUGAAAGCUGAAUUUUUAUUUCCAAGGAUUUUGCCUUUAAUCAGUGGAAUAUGAUUGACAUGAAUCAGGUUGAGCUAGGGUUGAACGAUCCGGACCAAAGAACACAGACAAGUCUCAGCCAUUGAAUGUGUACAUGUUUUUACAUGAGCUGACUGAAUAAAUACAACUCUAAACCAAA